Molecule: messenger RNA, 8355 nt
Organism: Passer montanus (Eurasian tree sparrow)
Lineage: Eukaryota; Metazoa; Chordata; Aves; Passeriformes; Passeridae
Gene: ZBTB24
Product: zinc finger and BTB domain containing 24
Exons: 8
Coding region: 535-2736 (733 amino acids)
Biological process (GO): regulation of transcription by RNA polymerase II
Cellular component (GO): nucleus
Molecular function (GO): DNA-binding transcription factor activity, RNA polymerase II-specific; protein binding; RNA polymerase II cis-regulatory region sequence-specific DNA binding
Source: RefSeq, a predicted model, not a curated record
CGGGGCAGGGCGGGCGGCAGCCGGGCCGGGCGCUCCGGGCCGCGGCUCUCGCGGGGCAGCGCCCGCUCCCUGCUCGAGCCCCACGAGGGACGAGCGGCCUUCCCUCGAGGGGCGGCCCGAAGGGCUCACACGGUGCGCGGGGCGCGACCCGCACGGUGCCCUUGGCCGUGUGGAGGCCCAGCCCCGCGCCGUGCACUGCCCCCCGGGAGCUCCUGAGUCCUUCCGCGGCUGGCCCGGAGUGUGGUUCCGACCGCACUGCCGGCAGCGAGGGGCCUUCUGCUGGAGUACAGCCUCGCUCUGUAAUGGGGAGCGGGAUUUAGGGAAGUGGCGUGGUUUGGAUUUUGCAGUCAGGAUGCUAAUGCUGUCACCUCCUGGUUAAACAUCGAAGUCCUUCAUGCAAUCAGAGCUCACAAAACACCCAUUACCUUGUCUGGAGCACGUGUGGACGUUAGGGGAUGCCUGCGGGCAGAGUUGGCAUCGGCUGUCCAGGAAUUCUUGUAUUGCACGGCACUUCCUUUAAUAUUCGUAAUUAAAAUGGCAAAAACAACUGAUCCUUCUGAGAAACUGAUCAUCCACUCCAAAGCUCACAAAGAUACCAUCCUAGCUAAUUUUGAAGAACAAAGGAAAAAGGAUUUUCUUUGUGACAUUACUCUGAUAGUGGAGAAUGUGCAAUUCAGAGCACAUAAAGCUUUGCUGGCUGCCAGUAGUGAGUACUUCUCAAUGAUGUUUGUAAAUGAGGGUGAAAUAGGGCAGUCAGUUUACAUGUUGGAGGGAAUGGUUGCAGACACCUUUGGAGUUCUGCUAGAAUUUAUUUACACUGGUUGCCUCUGCGCCAGUGAGAAAAGCGCAGAACAAAUCCUGGCCACUGCAGAGCUGCUGAAAGUAACUGACUUGGUAUGGGCCUGUACAGACUACCUGGAGAGCCGCAGCCCAGGCAGUGCAUUGCCAGCUCCAGCUGAAAGUGUGGCCUCUGUUGUUGCAAGUGACAGGAGAAAUGAUGAUCCACCAAAGCGAAAACGGGGGCGACCAAGGAAAAUCAAGGUUGUCCAAGAAGAUGAAGAAGAAGAAUCAGUAGCAAAUUCCGCCGAAGAUGGGCAGCUGAGAGAGAACAACUCCAUGCAAAAUGAGCAAAAUUAUAUGAAGAAAAACACUGAAGUAGAAGAAACAGUUGCCAGUGAACAGGCUUCAGUGAGGAAAGAUGGAGAAGAAACUGAACCUGCUUGUGGCUCAGAGGCUGCUGUUGAUCUAUCAGCUGAGAAAGAUGAAAACUACGAUCCCAAAUCUGAAGGAAUACAGAGCACUCAGAGCCGUUACAGCAAACGUAGAAUAAGGAGAUCAAUCAAACUAAAAGAUUAUAAACUUCUUGGGGAUGAGGAUGAGAAGGGACUGGCAAAGAGAACUGAUGGAAAAAAAAAACGCGUGGGUUCUGAAGCUCGCUGCAAAGACUGUGGCAAAGUAUUUAAGUACAAUCACUUCUUGGCUAUUCACCAGCGAAGCCAUACAGGGGAGCGCCCUUUUAAAUGCAGUGAGUGUGGCAAAGGCUUUUCCCAGAAGCAUUCUCUUCAAGUCCAUGAGCGGAUGCACACCGGGGAGCGGCCGUACACGUGCACCAUUUGCAGUAAGGCUCUGACAACAAAGCAUUCUCUUCUGGAGCACAUGAGCCUACAUUCAGGGCAGAAGGCUUUUACCUGCGAUCAGUGUGGGAAAUACUUCAGCCAAAAGAGACAGCUCAAGAGCCACUAUCGACUACACACAGGCCGUUCACUGCCGGAAUGUAACCAGUGUCGUCGUAAAUUCAUGGAUGCAGCUCAGCUAAAGAAACAUCUAAGAACACACACAGGUGAGAAGCCCUUCACUUGUGAGAUUUGUGGCAAAUCAUUUACAGCUAAAAGUUCGCUUCAGACUCACAUUAGAAUUCACAGAGGAGAAAAGCCAUAUUCUUGUGAUAUAUGUGGAAAAUCCUUCUCUGACUCCAGUGCUAAGAGAAGACAUUGUAUUUUACACACAGGCAAAAAGCCUUUUGCCUGCCCAGAAUGUAGUUUGCAGUUUGCUCGUCUGGACAACCUGAAGUCUCACUUGAAAAUUCACAGCAAGGAAAAGCAGUUUCAGGAAGCCAGCGCUGCCCCGAGCACCAACGCUCAUCCGGAAGAAGUGAGAAACAUUCUCCAGCUGCAGCAGUACCAACUUGCCACCUCGGGAGGGCAGGAAAUUCAGCUGCUGGUUACAGAUGCAGUACACAACAUCAACUUCAUGCCCAGCCACAAUCAAGGCAUCAGUAUUGUGACUGCAGAAAAUGCCCCCGGCAUGGCCACAGAGCAGGCUGCGAACCUCGCGCUCCUUGCGCAGCCGCCGCAGCAGCUGCAAAACUUGUUGCUUUCAGCUCAGCAGGAGCAAGCAGAACAAAUUCAAAGCAUCAAUGUGAUUGCAAACCAAAUAGAGGCUGCCCAACCUGAACAAAUGCAUGUCAUCACUCUUUCCAAGGAAGCGCUAGAACAUCUCCAUGCUCAUCAAGGACAAAAUGAACAAAUCCACUUGGCGGGAUCUUCACAUCCAGCCCAGCACGUGCAGCUGGCUCAGGAAUCAAGUCAGCAGUCUCACUCUAGCCACAAUACGGUUCCUUCCCAUCAAGCCAGUGAAGAACAGAAUCAAAGUGUACUUGUUUCUGAAUCCCAGCAGCAGCCUCUGUCAGUAAAUGAGUCAUCUCAUGAGCAUCCUGUCCAAGAUCAGGCUUUCUAAAAUGCUUGUAAGCAGAGAGCUAGGCCAGAAAGUGCUUCUCAUCCAAGCAGAGAUUACACAUGUCACAUAUGGGGUUUUUGCAACAUAAGCUAUCCAAAGAUGCAUUUCUUGAUGAUUUUGGAUGAGUGACUCAAUUUCCUUAAUCAUAUUUGUUUUAGACUACUUUGUUUUUCUGGACUGGUAUUUCUUUACCAGACUUAGUCCUCACAAGUAUCUCACAAGCAAUUAAAGUGGGGUUUUGUGCCUCAUACACAUCUCUGCCUCCUGAGGAGAUAUUUAGCCCUUAUUUGCAUUUCUGAGUGACUCUUCAGAGAGGUUCACCUGGCUGGUAGGAGAACAAUGUUUAGGACAUCUGCAGAUCACAAAUUACCAGUUCUCUGUCAAACUUAGCAUUAUACCUGAGUUACUGUCAAGCUUAAGACAACCAGUACUUUUUGCAAAGCUAACACCAUAUUUCUUAUGUUUAAUGAGCUUUCUCUCUGCAGGUUAAUGUAUAAUUCUCUGUGUAAUCAUUCCCUGAAGUGCAUUAUGAGUUACUGACUACCAAAUUCAUUUGGUUUGGGUUGAAACUUGCAGCCUUUAACUAGCCCCAAAUCUUCCCUCCUGUUUACUGUGUGCUGUACACAUCUUGCUCCUCAGAAACAUUUAAGCCAUUGCACUUGAAUAGUGGCAAUGAGAUGUGAUGGUUACACUGGAGAACUGAAACCCCACCGAUUCUGCUCUGUUAGUUCUGCCACUCAUUCUCUGUGUGACUGUGGGCAAGGUAGUUGACCUCUGUGCCUUAUUUCCAUCAUCUAGCAAGUGGGGAUAGUGUUCACACACUCUGCCAAGCACUUUGAAGAGCUCUUGAUGUUGAAAGCACUGUCUGUUGAAGUGCAGAACCCUCUUCCUGACAGGAUUCUGUCUAAGCUUAGGAGCCACUGUAUAUUUAAAGUGUUAUUUUUUGUACUUUUGAGAGAAGAACGUAAUCUUACUUUAAUAUAUGUUACGACUGGUAAUUGCUUAUGUGAGAAUUCAAACAAUGAAAAGCAUCACUUCAGAGCGUAACAAAUUACAUAAAUCUUUACAUUACACAUCACUUAAAGUUGUACAGCUAUUUUUGGUGACUAAAUUAGAUGUGUACAGAUUGUUUUCAAUGACUGACUGCUAACAAAAAAGAUUUGACAUCGUAAUAAAAUACCUUGCCAAAAUACAUGCUUUCUGUUUUCAGGUUUGACUACUGGUACCAGCUUUGCACUAGUGUGCUAAAAUCCAGAUAAAAUGCCACUGGUGUGUUAAAAUCCAGAUAAAAUGACACUGUUACUUAAAAGAACAUACUCAAUUGUCACUUCAGCUUUAAAAUGUCAUACUUGUGAUUUACAUGGAUGUUUUAUGUUACAACAAACAAAAAAUUCUAAAAAACGUGGUGAAUUUAAAAGCAAAAUUAUUCACAUUUUUUAUAAAAUCCUUUGUUCCAAGUCCAGACUACUUGGCCUGCUCCUGACUGCAUGCUGCAGAAGUUUGGCUAAGUAUCUCCAUGUCAUCAAAAUACUGGAUCACUUUUAUAUAAAUAAAUCAUGAUAAGGGUAGACAGUGGGAAUAAAUCAAUGCAAAAAAAAACCCACCCAAAAAUAAAAAACCAAAUCCAAAAAGUAACAUCCCACAGCAAAGGUGUUUAGGCUUUUCACACUUCCUCUCAGAAUGGAGAAAUAAAAUUUGCAUCCAUUCUGCCACCAAAGUGCACCAGCAUAUUCUGCAGUUCUGCCUGAGAAGCCUAGGUGUUCUAAGAGCAGAUAAAUAAAUACAGUAAAGCCUGUUACAACACUUAUGACAAUCUUGCUGAUUAAUUGUAUAAGCUUAUAGUAAACAUUCUGGCAGUUUAAUCCUAAAACUUCUGCUUUUAUCUAAAACAUUGUACAGUGCAGCCAGACUACUUUGUGGUCAUAAGUUUACAGGAAGCUGCACAGAAUUCAUUGUCUGCCAUGUAUCUGCGAAUCCUGAAAUGCUUAAAAACAAAUUACAAGCUAAAUUCUGAGGCUAUCAGAAAAGGAACUGUUCAAUAUUUUUCUUCUUUGAACUUUGUUUUGUUCAUUAUACAGUUAUCCUUGCAGGCUUCAGUUCCAUGCUGCAGUUAAACACGGGACACUUCCACAUACUGAUUUCUCAGUGCUUUCCCUGUAACUAAAAAACCUGAAGUUUGGUGUUUGGAACUUUGUUUUGCUUUUCUGCAGAUUACCAGUGAAGAAACGAGCUGCUGUGAAUAGCAGGGCAAUGACUAAUCUUGCACCCUGCAUUGCUUAAGCUGUCAGCACAUAUUGUAGCUUGCACUCAAGAAGCUGGCGUGGCUUCUCAUAUCAACAAAUGUUGCUUUUUGGACACCAUUUGCUUUCUUUCUAGUGAAUGCCUUUCUGUUAAAAGAUGAAAAUUAAUCCUUUUUCUGUGUGUGCAUUUUUAAGGCUUCAGCUGAAGUCUAGGAUUGCUUUGAAUUAGAAAGGAAACCACUUCAGCUUUGUUUUUCAGUCCAGCUGCCACUAAUAAUGAUUUAGGAAAAAAAUGCAUCCCUUAGAAACUAUGUUUCAGAACAGCUCUCUAAAUAUCUUAACUCCUUAGCCAGUAAACACCUUAAUUUCUCUUUUUCUCACAUAGACUAAUCCUAACAAAUCCGUCUCGCUGCUUUCUAUGUUAAAAUGAGAUUAAGGUUUUAGACGUAAAUGCAGGGCAGUAAGAGGACUACAGAAAGAUCUGGGUUUGUAAGCAGUUAACACCAUUGUGUGUUACCUCUGCUCAAUUUGUAAGUUAUCCAGUGUAGUUGAACUCUAAUAGGAUCUCACUUUUUUUUUCCCCCCAAAUGCAAGUUUAUCAGAUUUUGGCUUUUUCUGGAGACUUUGGUUGGUUCUCCAGGUGCAAUUUGAAACAAAUCCCUGAGAGGUAAAGCAAACACCCUGGAGCCUGUAUUUUCCUGUUGUGUGUGUAAUUCCCCUGCUUGGCUUUCCAGUCCAGCAUCUUGGGUUUUGAUAAAUGAAUAUCAGAGUAUUUAUUUCAUAUGGGCUGUAAAAGCAAAUUACCCUGCCAGUAGGAAACGAAAGUGCUACUAGGGAUUGUACAGCAAUUUUCUCUUGGCAUCUAAGAGGGAAAGGAGAGCACUCUGCCUCAUCACAAACUCUUUCCAACUGAAUGCCUAUUCACUGGUUAAAAUUAAGCAUAUUGAGCCUGGCAUCGAUCUUGCCAGUUGUUGAGGAAAGAGUUUUGCUUGCAUUUCUUUGUUUGAAAAACUCAUUUCAGUGUUGUAGCUGGUUAGUCAUCGUGGUGAAGGUCAUGGUUGGUGUUUGCUAAUGCCUAUCCUGCUGUGCUUGGAUGUGGGGUUUUAUAGUCUUUUCCUAAUUCACAUUAACUGUGGAAGCUAGUAUGGGAUUCAUUCCUAAUCCCAGACCCUGUGCCUGUGUGAGCACAGCCCCUGGGUACGUUUCCUGGCUCCCUGUGUGAGUGUGGUUAUCCCAGAGAAGGAGUCUGAGCGGGGAGUGCCUGGGAGGAGGCCGGUUUGCACAGCAGGCGUGCCCCGGCGGGCAGAGCAGCCAAGGCUCCUUCCUGGGCAUGCUUAUCUUCACAUGGGCAGGAGUCCAUCCUUGCAGGCCUUUUUCCAGUCCUUCUGCACUGCAGGUUCUCACUGAGAGCAGAGAAGGAAGAAGUAAUGCGUCCUCUCCAGAGCUAUGAUUUCAGGACCUCUUUUACUUAGUCAUUAGAGACUAAAUAAAGAGUCUGCUUCUUGCAGAGUUGCAGUCCCAGGAGCUACAACAGUUCUCUAUGUUCUGUCCCUUUUCAGAUCCUCUGUAAAACAUGGUGAACAAUAAAUGGUUUUCCACAAGAGGGACUACUGAUCCUAUCUGUCCCAAGCAAUUCUUCCAAAUGGAAAGACCCAUCCAGGCAUAUUCUCAGCAUCUCACUGUAGUAUGCUUACUGGUCAUUUUUGGCUAAUAUUUUAAUCCUGCCUAAUUGAAAGUGUCUUUGGAAUAGCAGGAAGCAGACUUUUGCUUUAGUUAGCAAACUUCCUACCUUGUUCUGCAAAUUUUUCUGACAUGAGGAAGAAUUUCCCUGUGUGAGGGACUGGAUGUGCUGCAACAUACUGCCCAGAGACAUUGUGGAGUAUCCCUCACUGGAGAGAGAACUGUCUGGACACAAUCCUGUGCCCCGUGUUCUGGGAUGACCCUGCUUGAGCGGGGAGGUUGGACCAGAUGACCACUGUGGCUCCUUCCAACCUGACCCAUUGCAUGAUUCUCUGAUUUUACUUGCCCUUCACCAAGAUGUCUCUCAGUGACCCCCUAGCAGCUCUGCUUUAGUACCACCAUGUAGGAAUCUCUCAAAUACAUGUGUAUGUGCUUAUAUAUAAUUUUUUAAAUUAAUUUUGUCUGCUUUCUCUUCUGUUUCUCUUUUUUUUUUACAUGCUAUUUUGGACUGGAAGGAACUGAAACAGCUGCAGCUGCACCAGGUGGAGAAGUUUGGACCAAGAAAACCCUCUAAGAAUCACACAGAAGCAAAACUCUUGGGUCUUGUGACAGGCAGGACUUUGGCAUGUGCAAGUUUGGAGAUGAAAAGUGACCUGACCUCGCUGUGCUGAUGGCAGCCUGAGCUGAACCUGCAGCUGUCCCACAAAGCAGCUUUUGCACAUGCUGCACGUGCCAGAAGAGAGCAAAGCUGCCAUGGUGGCACAAAGCUUUGCUGUGGGAGCCGCGAGCCCUCUGGAACUGCUCCGUGCACGCGCUGCCGGCGGGAAUGAUGUCUCAGCAGUGCCCAGCAAAUACAGCUGUGGGUAGGAGUUUUUGCGUCAAAAGGAGGCACACACUUUACACAGGGUGUAAUUAAGCUGUAAAUCUCAUUGCCACAGAAAUUUGUGGAUGCCAGACUUUCACAUUUCCCUGAAAAGCAAAGAAAUUCAAAUGGAAAAGGGCUGCCGGGGGAAUUAAACACAGAGAUACCAGGAAAUCUUUGAGCAGAGGCUCACUGGUGGCUGGUAGUGGAGUGGGGAAACAGUUCUCUCAUGUUUGCUUUUACUUACCACUUUUUGCUGGGCAAUUACUAUUAGCAAGAGUCUCUUCAUCCUUUAAGUAUUACUGACAGCAUCUAUCAAGAGCUCUGGAAAGAGCUGGCUUCAGUCCUCUGCUCUGCCACAUGCUUCCUGUGUACCCUGGAUUUCGUUCCUUCAGGGGAAAACAGAAAUUGGAGCAUUUUCUAACCUCCCACAGGGUUGAAAACUGUUUACAUUAGGCUUGGGAAGUGCAUGGAAAUGCAGGGUAGGGUGUGGGCUGGUGUCUGGUGUUGCCGUGGAACUGGGCCCUGUUGACAGACUCAAACUCAGGGUGGCCAGACUGCCACAGCCCCACGGUGGAUGCCUGUGGCAGUGAUGGUGGUGGGGCUGCUCCAGCACCUGGGUUUCCAUGUGACCAAGUUUAAGGCAGAGGUGACCCCUUGGGCUUCAGCCCCAGUGCAAGUUUGGAAGCUGCAGGGAGUGGUGGGGGCUUGAAGCAAAUUAAUAAAAGCUACGUUGUCCAUAAAAGCAAUCUAAUAUUAAGUUUGCUACGGUAGAGGACUAGUGAUAACUGGACAAUGUCUAAACAAUGUAGCAAAACCAGACGUUAAAAAAAAAAA